GCCUUAUUUAAUUACAUACACACUUUUUAAGCACGAAGGGGGUUUUGGUAAGGGGAGGGCGAUUUUGGUAUGGGUGUGAAAAGAUGUGAGGCUUCGGAAGACAACAACAACAACAACAAUAACAAUGUCAGUGACAUUGUCAUUUCCACCAAUAUUUUUGUUAAAUAUUGUUAUUGCUAUUGUUGUUUUUUCAUAUUAUUGCUACUUGUCGACGCUGCCAGUAGCUCUGGUCAUCGCUGUUCUUGUUGUUACUACCAUAUUCAUCUGCUAUCGGCAUUUGCCGCCGCAGCUGUAACCGUCGCCGUUGACGCCAGCGUUUUAGCUUUCUGUAUUUAUUGUUGUUGUGCUUUUUGAUUUCGCUGUUGCUGUCGGGUUGGCUUCGCUUGUGCGAAUUUUCAUUACUGUGUAGUAUUUGUUUAAACGUUAAAGCGCACACAACGCCAAGAAACACUGAGCGGAUCAACAGGUGGUGUUAGUUGAAUAAAUCCUCCAGCAGCGGCGAAUUAAAUUUCGAUUUUAUUUUAUAUCAAUAAGACUUUACGUGAAGACGUGCGUGUGUUUUCUGCAAAGCCUACAAUAAGCUAAUAAUUGUCGCAAAGUAAAAGAAAAUCACUGCCGCAAGUUAACUGCUAACAAAAUAGUACCUCAUUCUAGCAAAUAACCAGCCAUGCCAGCAAAAUUUGAAUACUCACUGGGCGUAGAUGAGCUAAAGUCAAAGCAGCAUCGCCUUUGGCAGGCGCUUAUAGCCGAAUUUCUGGGUAAUUUCCUAUUGAAUUUCUUUGCGUGCGGAGCGUGUACCCAACCCGAGGAUGGUACGUUUAAGGCGUUCGCUUUCGGACUGGCGGUUUUCAUAGCGAUCACGGUUAUUGGCAAUAUAAGCGGUGGUCACGUAAAUCCUGCCGUCACAGUUGGUUUGCUGGUGGCGGGACGUGUAAGCGUUUUACGUGCCGUGUUCUAUAUCAUAUUCCAAUGUUUGGGUUCCAUAGCCGGCACGGCAGCCAUUCGUACCCUCAUCGAUGAGGUUUACUACAAUGGCUUGGGUCAUACACAUCUAUCCCCAAAUAUUACCGAGCUACAGGGUCUCGGUAUUGAAUUCUUUUUGGGUCUAGUCUUAGUGCUCACCGUAUUUGGUGCUUGUGAUGCUCAUAAACCAGACUCCCGCUACACUGCUCCACUCGCUAUUGGUCUCUCCGUAACACUCGGUCACUUGGGCACAAUUCGUUAUACCGGUGCCAGCAUGAAUCCAGCACGUACUUUGGGCACGGCCUUCGCUGUCGACAAUUGGGAUGCACACUGGGUGUACUGGGUUGGACCCAUUUUAGGUGGCAUCGCGGCAGCGCUCAUCUACACACAAGUGCUAGAAAAGCCACUUAUGCAGACCAGUGUUAAAGUGAUUGAGGUGUCCGAGAAAUAUCGGACACACGCUGAUGAGCGUGAGAUGAGAAAACUGGAUAGCGCACGUGAUUACGCUUAAAUACAAAUAUACACACAAACAACACAAAUAAAUGAAAUUAAUAGGUGUCAAAACAAAAGUAAUGAUUAAAUCGCGUUGAGCUGCGUUCCAAUAUUUAUAUUUAUAUAAAAAUGUAUGUCCACAAAAACCAAAAACUACAACAAAAAUGAAAGAAAAGCAAUAUGGAAAAUUCUACGAAAAAAAGUUGCAAAUAUUGCAUACAUACACACAAAUUUUUCAUUUUCGCCACAACCUGUUGCAUGCCACAUAUAUAUUCAACAUUUAGUUGUAAAUCAAAAAACAAGAAAAGUGAACAGCAAUAAAUUGCUACAGCUGCAACAACGAAUCAUCGCACAACGUUAAAAAUGACAGGUUACAACAACAAUAACCGGCAACAAAGUGGAACUUCAACAUAACAUAGUCCGGAACAAAGCAAUUGUAACACUGAAAAUAUAAGCAUAAUGCAGUAUUUACAUAUCUACAAUCUAUAUAGCAUAUGUAUAUGUAUUUAUCGAUAACUUUUUGUAUUGUCUACUUCCUCCGCUCUUGCAAUUGUACUCAAACAUUAAUGUAAUUAUUUAUGUAAAUGGCGACUUUCUGCUAGCUUUUAGCAAUUUCUACACUCAUAUACAUUUUUGUUGUAAUUUUAUUUAUGUCUUUAUAACUAAACUUCUCAGAUUUUUGUGUAUUUUAUUUUUAUAAGUAUGUAAAAGUUUAAAAGUUCGAAAACUUACAAUUUAUAUGAGUAAUACAUAAGUGCCUAUAUACAAAAGAGUAUUUUUGCAACAACAUAAAACUGCGAUUAUAUCGAUAUUCGAUUAUUUAACAACAACAAACUAACAAAAGAAAAUAUUAUAAUUAUGAUAAAGUACUAAUUAAGUCGAAGAAAGAGGUUUGUUGAAGUCAAAUAGCUUUCAAUAAAAAAUUAUAAAAAAA
Molecule: messenger RNA, 2389 nt
Organism: Bactrocera oleae (olive fruit fly)
Lineage: Eukaryota; Metazoa; Arthropoda; Insecta; Diptera; Tephritidae
Gene: Prip
Product: aquaporin prip
Biological process (GO): transmembrane transport
Cellular component (GO): plasma membrane
Molecular function (GO): channel activity
Source: RefSeq, a predicted model, not a curated record